Molecule: messenger RNA, 2359 nt
Organism: Aspergillus sclerotioniger CBS 115572
Lineage: Eukaryota; Fungi; Ascomycota; Eurotiomycetes; Eurotiales; Aspergillaceae
Product: Nop53-domain-containing protein
Exons: 5
Coding region: 61-2262 (733 amino acids)
Biological process (GO): rRNA processing; ribosomal large subunit assembly
Cellular component (GO): nucleolus
Molecular function (GO): 5S rRNA binding; 3'-5' exonuclease activity
Source: RefSeq, a predicted model, not a curated record
AAAAGAUCGAAGACCAACGAGAAUAAUCUACGUCAGGUAUCUUCCGGUAGAGUAUCCAAAAUGUCUGACCCCGUCGGUGCUCCAAAGCAAUACAAGCAGCCUUCUCGCAAAGGCAAGAAGGCCUGGCGCAAAAAUGUCGAUAUCGAUGAGGUCCAGGAAGGUCUCCGGGUUCUGAAAGAUGAAGAAAUCAAAGGUGGUCUUCUAUCAGAGAAGCCGUCCGAUGAACUUUUCGUUAUCGACACAAAGGGUUCAUCAGAGAUCCGUGAUGCGUAUCGAAAGAAGCACAAGCCUUUGAAGUCGGAAGAGAUUCUGGCCCAAAGAUCCGCUAUCCCAGGAGUCGACACCCGCAAGCGCCUCAACUCCAAGGUCACCGACGGAGUUAUCGAGCCGAAAAACAAGCGUCAAAAGAGUGAUUGGGUUACGCGGAAAGACUGGCUGCGCUUGAAGCAGGUUGCAAAGGAAGGAAACCCGGUCAACAAGCCUGCCGGAGAUGCCCUUUACGACCCAUGGGGAGAUGUCGAAGAUGCCACCCCCGUGGUCGAUCCCCAGUUCGACUUCUUGGAGAAGCCCAAGCCUAAGGUGGAACCUGUGACCCUGAAGCAGGCUCCGAUUUCACUCGCUGCCAAUGGCAAGCCGGUCCCCGCGGUCAGUAAGCCUAAUGCCGGUAUCAGUUAUAACCCGACAUUUGAGGACUGGGAUCGACUGCUACAGGAGCACGGAGAGAAAGCGGUUGAGGCUGAAAAGAAGCGCCUGGAGGAAGAGCGUAAGGAGGAGGAGAGACAGCGCAUGAUCGCUGAAGCCAAGGACGAUGACGGCCAGGUGAGGUCGGAUGAUGAGAGCGCUUGGGAAGGGUUCGAAAGCGAGUACGAGAAGCCCGAGUGGCUGAAUAAGAAGCGCCCGGAGCGGAAGACGAAGACACAGAGGAACAAGAUCAAGAGGCGCAAGGAAGCAGAAAGGCAAGCCAAAUGGGAAGCGCAGAUGCAGAAGAAGGAAAGUCAGGUCAUACAAUCCAACGCCGCCACCAUUGGGAUUCAAGAAGAAGAGUUUGAUCGUGCCGAGCAAUCAGAAGACAGCUCCUCUGAUGAGAGCUCUGAGGAGGGCGAUGAUACUGCGCUGCGCCGGAGACCUCUUGGUGGAAAACUACAUGCCCCCGAGAAACGUCUGGAGGUUGUGCUGCCGGAUGAACUUCAGGACUCGCUGCGUCUGCUUAAGCCGGAGGGCAACCUGCUUGAUGACCGAUUCCGCACGUUGGUGGUCCAGGGAAAGCUGGAGUCUCGCAAGCCGAUAACCCAGGCGAAGAAGCCGAAGAGGAAGAUCACGGAGAAGUGGUCUUACAAGGACUUCAAGGUCCCGGGUCUCAAUUGGAAGAAACUCCAGGGGACGCUGAAAAAGGAUAGCGUUCCCGCUACGAAACGGAAAUCGUCGGACCGCGAGACGCAGGAUGGUGUGGUGAAGAAACGGAAAACAGACACUUUCGAAGGGAAACGAAAACUCGAACGACCACAGAUCGCACUCAAGAGGAAAAGAAUGUCUCAGAACGGCACUGAUGGAGGCGACGAUGGCGCUCAGGAAACAACCAAGAAGUCUACAUCUCGGAGGAAUUCUACCGCCGCGGUUGCGGAGUCCAAGCCGAAGGUCAACGAAGGCCGUUCAACAACCACGGAACUAGGUAAAUAUGUUGCGAUGGAUUGCGAAAUGGUGGGCGUGGGUCCCAACCCCGAUCACGACUCCGCUCUGGCCCGUGUCAGUAUUGUCAACUUCAACGGCGACCAAGUAUACGACUCCUACGUGAGACCCAAAGAAAUGGUUACGGACUGGCGGACGCACGUCAGCGGCAUACUUCCAAAGCAUAUGAUAGAAGCGCGGACACUCGAGCAGGUUCAGAAAGACGUCUCCAAUAUACUCGACGGGCGAAUACUUGUGGGACAUGCAGUCAGUAACGACUUGGACGCUCUUCUCCUGAGCCACUCCAAGCGCGACAUCAGAGACACCAGCAAACAUGCCCCAUACCGAAAGAUCGCCGGCGGUGGUUCUCCGAAACUGAAGAUUUUGGCUUCCGAGUUCCUUGGUUUGAACAUCCAGGACGGUGCGCAUUCCAGUGUGGAGGAUGCUAGAGCUACAAUGCUUCUGUACCGUCGAGACAAGGAAGUCUUCGAGCGGGAACAUCUCAAGAAGUGGCCGGUGCGAGUGGUAGUCGAAAAGAAAGAAGAUGGAGAGGAUCAGAAGAAAAAGAAAAAGAAGAAGAAGACCCGCAAGAGGUGAUCCGGUUUUUUUUGGAGGCAAUGACUGGUUCUGUUCGAUAUACCCCAAGUUUAUGAAGUUGAAGGAUAUCUAUAGAGAAUUCACAAGUACAUAGAGU